AUGGAUGAGAUCACCGGCAAGGCGUGGAUGACGCCGGGAUCCGGGAGCUCUCCCGAGAGAGCAUACUGCAGGAUAUCCCCGCACUUCAGCACCGCAUUUGGUUGCCAAAAAGGAGUGGUGGUCGAAAAGGCGUCGAGCAACAAACCACUUAUCCGUGGGCUGCGCGCUCACACCCUCACUGCUCUGGAGCGACCGAGGAACCUCUUCCUGGCGCGACCGUUUGCCUCCGUCUGGACACUCUACGCCGCGACGUACGCGGUAGCCAACGGCGCCGAAAGCAUCACGAAGGACCUCGGGAUAGCGGCGGCCGGCACUAUCGUAUUCGCGUCGACGCUCGCAGUCAACAUCCCGCUGGGAGUCAAGAAGGAUCUGCGGUUCGCGCAGUGCUACGGGAGCGCAGCCGAGCUGGCGGCCAAAGGCGCAAUCAAAACCCCCACAUCGGCAGCGGUCCCGAAGGCGGCCACCAUCACGUUCCUGAUUCGCGACGCGCUGACCAUCUUCGGAUCCUUCGUGCUUCCUCCGCGCGUCGCGGCGUCGAUUCCCGAUGACGUUGCUGGUCCGCACGCCAAGGCGACGUUUACGCAGAUGACGGUGCCCGUCGUAUCGCAAUUGGUGGCAACCCCGGUGCAUCUGCUCGGCCUCAGUCUGUACGACCGAUCUGGAAAAGUGGCCCUUUCAGAUAGGCUUGCGGGGAUUUGGAGAGUCAUGCCGGCCGCGACGGCUGUGCGCUGCGUUCGAAUCAUCCCGGCCUUCGGGCUGGGAUUGCUCACUAAUAGGGAAGUGCGGUGGUUCUUGCAUGGAAAGCUGGGGGCUGAGUGA
Molecule: messenger RNA, 819 nt
Organism: Lasiodiplodia theobromae
Lineage: Eukaryota; Fungi; Ascomycota; Dothideomycetes; Botryosphaeriales; Botryosphaeriaceae
Exons: 2
Coding region: 1-819 (272 amino acids)
Cellular component (GO): mitochondrion
Source: RefSeq, a predicted model, not a curated record